AUGAGCGACGCAGCCUCAGCACUCCGUGCAAAGCAGAAACCUUUGAAGGACAAGUAUCGAUCCGAUCCUUCCAGCGCGGUCGUCACCCUCACGAGCACCGGUUCCCUCGAUGCCACGAACCUGACUUGCAGUCUUGGAGCUGCCUCGGCUGCGAAGAAAGUCGCAGGCCUACAUCCCGCAGCUGGUGGCCCAGGCUUCGACGCUAGUGGAGAGCUAUGUUCUGGAGAUAUGCUGCUCGAGAGUCUUGUCGCAUGCUUCGGUGUUACGGUGCGCGCAGUCGCGACGGCGAUGUCCAUUCCGUUAGAAGGUGGCAGUAUCACUGUUCAGGGAGAUCUGGAUUUCCGUGGAACACUGGGUAUCAAAGAUGAAAAUGGUGGGUCAGUCCCUGUAGGGUUCAAGUCUAUAAAGCUCGUUCUGCGGCUCGAUGUGGGCGAGGAACAUAAAGAGAGCGUGGACAAGUUGAUCAGCAUGAGUGAGAAAUACUGCGUGGUACUGCAAACAAUCAAGCAGGGUGCGAGCGUGGAAACGAAGUUGGCGCACAUCGGAAAGAGUGUUCCUGAUACACGCAAGGACGAAGAUAUACAACAAGACGGAGAGACAAAGGCGGAGAGGACGCUCAGCAACGAGGACGUGAUCCCUUUGCAGUAG
Messenger RNA from Lithohypha guttulata, 648 nucleotides. RefSeq lists its product as uncharacterized. NCBI's taxonomy places the organism in Eukaryota, Fungi, Ascomycota, Eurotiomycetes, Chaetothyriales, Trichomeriaceae. The transcript has a single exon. Bases 1 to 648 code for a protein of 215 amino acids. The record is from RefSeq and is a predicted model, not a curated record.